Molecule: messenger RNA, 1488 nt
Organism: Zeugodacus cucurbitae (melon fly)
Lineage: Eukaryota; Metazoa; Arthropoda; Insecta; Diptera; Tephritidae
Gene: Nprl2
Product: GATOR complex protein NPRL2
Exons: 5
Coding region: 123-1301 (392 amino acids)
Biological process (GO): cellular response to amino acid starvation; negative regulation of TORC1 signaling; positive regulation of autophagy
Cellular component (GO): vacuolar membrane; GATOR1 complex
Molecular function (GO): GTPase activator activity
Source: RefSeq, a predicted model, not a curated record
UCAUAUGAUUAUCAAACGUCAAGUCGGAAUUGUAAAUAAACAAGUAAGAAAAAGUUUAUGUGGUGCAUUUUGUUAUCAAUAAUUUCUACAAAUUAUGCGCAAGACGUGAAAAAACAAUAAAAAUGCAAGUUAGCACUAAUGACUACUAUGAAGAAUAUGGACGCGAGGGUCAAAUACGUUGCAUUUUCCUCAGUGAGUUCCAUGCGACGGCUGGCUGCAAAAUUAGCUGUCAGGUACCCGCUGAUUAUGUCAGCAAGGAAGUAUUUGAUGCCAUUAAUGUUUAUAUUAUACCCAAACCACAUCUGCAACGCUGCAUACUUACAGUGAAUGCGCUAGAUAUAAAAGUCGUGGGAUAUCCAGUGGGCAUUGAAAAUCAACAGAAAUAUGCACGCAAUGCGUUUCUAUUUAAUUUGUGUUUUGUUUGCGAUUCCUGGGCGCGUUCGGUGCAAUAUGAGCCGGUGGUUAAGAAGCUGUCUGAGUACUUGAUAAUGAUGGAAGAGGAAUCAUGUUUCUUAUCGAAAGAAGGUGAUCACAAAUUGAAGUUACAAAAAAUCUUUGAAACCGUCAUAAAAGAUUUGAAUGAGAAGAAAGUUACUACAAUUGUGGAGGGCGACACUACUAUUUAUUUGAAAAUUGUUAUACACAAACCUGAUCCACCUGUUGUUAAAGAUCACAUGGUGCCUUUACUGCUAGUUGACUUCAAGAAUACACCACUAGACAAGUGGGAUUUGACUACGCAACAGAUUUUCCCCUAUAUAAAUGGCAUCAAUCACAUUGCGCGCAUUGCUGCCGAAGCUGACGUCGAAACCAAUCUCGUAAAAUCGUGCAUACAAAAUUUGGCCUACUAUGGCGUAGUACAUCUACUGCCCAUACUUAAAUACAGCAACGUCUACAUGUGCACACAACAUUUGAAAAGCUUAAUCAAAAUCCCAACACUAAGUCAAGCUUGUCGCAAAUAUGUCGCCUUAAAUUCCGAUAAAACACAUCCCUCUAUACAUAAGGUCUUCCAAUUCUACGCCUCCAUGACGCACGGUGUGACACUGCGCGCCAUUUGUCAACGCUUAUGUCCACAAAAUUACAAUAUCGAUGAGCGCAAAUUGGUUAUAUUCGGUUUGCAGCACAAGUUCAUACGUUGCAUACAUAAGUAUCCUGUUUUUACUGGUUCAGUGCCCUCCGGCAGGCAGAAAAUGUACACUGGGCUUUCGAGCUUCGAUGAAAUUUGUUGUAAAACGGGCUUAUCGCCAUUGGAUAUUGAAAGAGAUAUCGAUAAGGAUACUAAUGUGACGGUGAUAUGGAAAUAAGUGCAAGUAAAUGUGAAUGGAAAUUGCAUUUAUUUUGUUAAUGUAUUGAUAAUUCAAUAGUGUGUUUUGUUGCUCUAAAAACUCAUUGUUUACUAAAAAGUUUAAUCAGCAUAGUGUAUAAUGAAUAUUUCUAUGACAUAUAGGUACAUAUGCGUGCUCUGCAAUAAAUAUAAGCUUUUUAAAAGUA